UCCUUGUCGGUUUCCAUUGUAAACAAGACUAGGAACCGCAGGAUGUCGAGUUCAACAUUAAUGGUCGCCGCGAUCGAUUUAGGAACUUCGUUUUCUGGAUACGCAUUUUCGACGAAUGCUGAUUUUAUAAUCAAUCCAUUAGACGUUUUUACAAGUCAGGAUUGGUCAAAUGAAGUUGUAUCCAUCAAAUGUCCCACUUGCAUUUUGUUUGAUGAAUAUAAAAAGUUGAAGUCGUUUGGUUAUGACGCUGAAGAUGACUACACAGAUAUUGUAAUGGAGAAAAGACAGAAUGAGUAUUAUUUCUUCAAGAACUUCAAAAUGACUCUUUAUACACAAAAGGUUAUUACAAACGACUUCAUUAUAGAAGAUGUAACAGGUAAAUCAAUGUCAGCCAAACAAGUCUUUUCCGUCUCGAUUAAGUUUUUGAUGGACCAUUUUUUGCGUAAUCUGGAGACAAGAGGUCUGUUAGGAAAAUUAGUUAUGGAAAAUAACAUUAGAUGGGUGUUGACAAUUCCUACGAUAUGGUCAGAACCUGCAAAGAAAUUCAUGCGAACAUGUGCAGUAAAGGCUGGGUUAGGAGAGAAUCCAAACAUUGCCCUUGAACCAGAGGCUGCUUCGUUAUUUUGUCAGUUAUCACCAUUUUGCUCAACACCAAGAGACGUAAGACAUGAUACAGGUCCUGGUUUAAAAUUCAUGAUAGUUGACAUUGGAGGCGGCACUACAGAUAUUGUUGUUCAAGAAAAACUGUUGGACGGAAGAUUGAAAGAUUUAAAUAAACCUAGUGGGGAUCAUUGUGGUGGAACAUGUGUUGAUAAUGAAUUUAUGAAGGUCGUAUCUCAAAUUCUUGGUGAAGAUGUGAUAUAUAAAUUUAAAAGUGACUAUCUGGAAAACUAUAUAGAAUUACAAAGAGCUUUGGUACAAGUUAAAAAAGCAGAUCCAGAUAAAAAUAUACGAAUGACCAUACCUUUUGUUGCUCUCGAUAAAAUUUGCAAUGAACACUGUAAAAAGAGUUUCUUUGACGUCUUGAAAAAGUCGAAAUAUAAAAAUACAGUUACAUAUCUGAACCAUACGGAUAAAUUACAAUUUUCUAAAGAGUUAUUUUUGUCUUUAUUUAACACAACUACCUCAAAAAUAGUUGAGUUGAUAAGUCAGAACUUGGAAAACCCUGAGUGCAAAGAAUUGUCGAUGAUAUUUCUUGUUGGUGGGUUAUCCGAAUCAAAAGUUGUUCAAAAUACCAUAAAGAAAGCAUUUCCAGACAAAACAGUGGUCAUAAUACUCAACAGCAUUACUGCAGUACUCAGAGGGGCUGUAAUAUAUGGACAUGAUCCAAAUAUAAUCGCUUCAAGGAUUGUUAAACUCUCAUACGGAAUUUCAAGCAGUCAAAGAUUUGAUCCUUCAAAACAUCAAGAGAGGCGUGCUGGCAUUGUUGAUGGUGUAAAACGUUGUCGAGAUACAUUUCAUAGUUUAAUUUCAGCCAACACACCAGUUGUUGUGGGAGAAAAACGAUCACAUACAUUUCAUACAAUACAACCAUUUCAGGAUAUUGCUACUUUUCGUUUAUUUUCAUCUCCACAUGAAAAUCCUGUGUAUAUUGACGACAAAGAUUGUAGACACUUUGCUGACUUUAAGAUCGAUAUUCAGAACCCAUCAAAAGACAGAAUUGAUAUAGAUGUUGAUUUUCAAUUUGGACUUACUGAGCUUGCUGUAACAGCAAAACAAAAAGGAACCGAAAAUAAAUCAAACAUUUCAAUAAAGUAUAAGUAACUAUU
This is a messenger RNA of Mytilus trossulus (common blue mussel), 1769 nucleotides long. RefSeq names its product heat shock 70 kDa protein 12A-like. NCBI's taxonomy places the organism in Eukaryota, Metazoa, Mollusca, Bivalvia, Mytilida, Mytilidae. The record is from RefSeq and is a predicted model, not a curated record. Gene Ontology annotation, molecular function: ATP binding; ATP-dependent protein folding chaperone. Bases 43 to 1764 code for a protein of 573 amino acids. The transcript is spliced from 5 exons.